AUGGCGCAACCUGUUGAUUUGAGCACCCGCAAAAGGGUUUUGCGCGUGAUCUUUAUUUCUCUGCUACUGGAUCUUAUUUCCUUCACCUUUAUCCUCCCCCUAUUCCCGAAACUACUAGAGUUCUACCGCAACGCCGAAGCUCCCCUCGACACCGGAGCCCCGCCGUCCAAGACACUGCUCUCGAGUCUGCUCGGCUACCUGAAUGCAUACAAGGCUGCCUUUGCGCGCCCCAUUGACUCCCGAUAUGACAUCGUUUUGCUGGGUGGCGCCCUAGGGAGCUUGUUCUCUCUCCUCCAGGCCAUUGCUUCUCCGAUCAUUGGACGGCUCUCCGACAAAUACGGCCGGCGCAACGCAUUGCUCGCGAGCAUGGCCGGCAAUAUUCUCUCGGUACUGCUCUGGGUAAUGGCGGUGGAUUUCCGGACCUUCUUGGCUUCACGUAUCGUCGGAGGUCUUUCCGAGGGCAAUGUGCAGCUCGCGACUGCCAUUGCGACCGAUAUUUCGGAUGCGAAUAGCCGUGGGUCGACCAUGGCGCUCAUUGGCGCAUGCUUCUCCAUCGCCUUCACGUUUGGGCCAGCCUUGGGCGCCUGGCUUAGCUCCAUUGCCACCGUGGCCGCCAAUCCGUUCGCGACUGCCGCCGGGGUAUCGCUCUUCCUGAUCGUGACCGAGACUGUAUAUCUGUACUUGAGCCUGCCGGAGACUCUUCCCUCGAUGUCCAACACAGCCACCGAGAAGAAAAUGGAACGGGCAGCGGCGGCCCGCCCAGUCCAGCGGACAAAUUCGCACUUCCUCCUCAACCUAGUGCACAUGACCUUCCUCCUCUUCUUCUCAGGCAUGGAGUUCUCGCUCCCGUUCAUGACCUACGACCUGUUCGAGUAUACAUCUGCGCGGAACGGUGGUCUCCUGGGCUACAUCGGCCUGGUAGCUUCCAUCCUACAAGGCGGCGUCACCCGCCGUUUACCUCCCUUGCUCUCCGUCCGGAUCGGCGUGGUAUCCUGCCUCCUCUCCUUUGCUCUUCUCGCCCGUAUCUCCUCCGUGUCUGGGCUUUACCUCGCCGCCACCGGCCUCGCUACCACGUCAGCCACCGUCGUGACCGGUCUCAACGCGCUGAGCAGCUUUGAAGCGAGCGAGGAUGAGAGGGGCGGGAAGUUGGGUAUCCUCCGAAGCUGGGGCCAGCUCGGUCGCGGACUGGGCCCCGUGCUGUUUACGAGCGUGUACUGGUGGGCGGGAAGGGAGAUGGCUUACACGAUGGGCGCUGUGGGAAUUGCGGGUGUGUGCACCCUGACACUAUUGGGGCUCAAGACGCCGCCCGCAUCUUUGAAGCAGAAGAAAGAGCAGGCGACGGAACACGAGAAGAAGGAGCUGUGA
Chaetomium globosum CBS 148.51 is the source of this 1365-nucleotide messenger RNA. RefSeq lists its product as uncharacterized. Gene Ontology annotation, biological process: transmembrane transport. Lineage: Eukaryota; Fungi; Ascomycota; Sordariomycetes; Sordariales; Chaetomiaceae. Gene Ontology annotation, molecular function: transmembrane transporter activity. The coding region runs from base 1 to 1365 and encodes 454 amino acids. Gene Ontology annotation, cellular component: brush border membrane. The record is from RefSeq and is a predicted model, not a curated record. The transcript is spliced from 3 exons.